GGCGGGAGGCGCAGGCUGAGACUGUCGCGGCGGCGACGGCUCGGACAGGCCUGGUGCCGGCGGCGGAGAGGAUCCCUCGGGCAGGGGAUGUGAGCGCGGAGCUCCUGUCAGCACUGAAGAAGAUUUGUGAUGAAAUGGAGCCUGGAACAAACUCUUUUCGAGUAGAAUUUCCUGAUUUUUCCAGCACUAUUCUGCAGAAACUGAACCAGCAACGCCAGCAAGGUCAAUUAUGUGACGUCUCCAUUGUUGUCCAAGGCCACAUUUUCCGGGCACACAAAGCUGUUCUUGCUGCCAGUUCACCCUACUUUUGUGACCAGGUUCUCCUGAAAAACAGCAGGAGAAUUGUUUUACCUGAUGUGAUGAACCCGAGAGUGUUUGAGAACAUUCUCUUAUCCAGUUACACAGGACGUCUCGUAAUGCCUGCUCCAGAAAUAGUCAGUUAUUUAACAGCAGCAAGCUUCCUCCAGAUGUGGCAUGUGGUAGACAAAUGCACUGAGGUUUUAGAAGGAAACCCUACAGUCCUUUGUCAGAAGCUAAAUCAUGGCAGUGACCACCAGUCUCCCAGCAGCAGUAGUUACAACGGCCUGGUGGAGAGCUUUGAGCUGGGCUCUGGGGGCCAUACUGAUUUCCCCAAAACCCAAGAACUGAGGGAUGGCGAGAACGAAGAGGAGAGCACCAAAGACGAGCUGUCGUCUCAGCUCACCGAACAUGAAUACCUGCCCAGCAACUCAUCCACAGAGCAUGACCGACUGAGCACCGAAAUGACCAGCCAGGAUGGGGAGGAGGGGGCCAGCGACAGUGCUGAGUUCCACUACACGCGGCCCAUGUACAGCAAGCCCAGCAUCAUGGCUCACAAACGCUGGAUUCACGUGAAGCCUGAGCGCUUGGACCAGGCCUGCGAGGGCAUGGACGUGCAUGCAGCCUACGACGAGCACCAGGUCACUGAGUCCAUCAAUACCAUGCAGACAGAGCAUACUGUCCAGCCCUCAGGAGUGGAGGAGGACUUCCACAUUGGGGAGAAGAAAGUGGAAGCGGAGUUUGACGAACAAGCCGAUGAAAGCAAUUAUGAUGAGCAGGUGGAUUUCUAUGGCUCUUCCAUGGAAGAGUUUUCUGGAGAGAGGUCUGAUGGAAAUCUAAUUGGGCACAGACAGGAGGCUGCCCUCACAGCAGGCUACAGUGAAAAUAUUGAAAUGGUAACAGGGAUUAAAGAAGAAGCUUCCCACUUAGGAUUCUCAGCCACCGACAAGUUAUAUCCUUGUCAGUGUGGGAAGAGUUUCACUCACAAGAGUCAGAGAGAUCGACACAUGAGCAUGCACCUCGGUCUGCGGCCUUAUGGCUGUGGUGUCUGUGGUAAGAAAUUCAAAAUGAAGCACCAUCUUGUGGGCCACAUGAAAAUUCACACAGGCAUAAAGCCGUAUGAGUGUAAUAUCUGUGCAAAGAGAUUUAUGUGGAGGGACAGUUUCCACAGGCAUGUGACUUCUUGUACCAAGUCCUACGAAGCUGCAAAGGCUGAGCAGAAUACAACUGAGGCUAACUAAAAAUAGGAUCUGGUCCUUGAGUGGCAUGCACUAAAAUAAACUAUGGUAAUUAAUGCAAAUCUGGGCACAGAUGAUGCGUGCUACUUGCUAUUAUGAGAGAAGCUUAAAAAAAAAAGAAGAAAGAUAUUUCUGAAAGACCAGCUCUAAGUAGGCCAAUUAAAAAAAUCUAAUUCCUCAAAUUUGUAUGUUCCAGUUCUGGCCUGGAAUGGGUAAUGGGGGUAAGUCAGCCCACCACCCAGCUGGCGUGGUAAACCUUCAGAGGUGACCGAGACAGGUGAACGUGGUAAUAGAGACACCUGCACUUGGAGCUGGACUCCAGCCCACCAGUUCCACUUCAGGUGGCAGCAGUUUCUGACCACUCAUUACAAGGUCAUGUUGAAAUUUUACUUUGUUCUUACUAUAGAUACUUAGGUAAUGUGGCUUUGUUUGGGUAGCUGCUUCACUGACUAAAAUGCUACUUACAUGAAAGCUACAAAUGUGAUUCCUGGGAUGAGAAAUUGGUUAACAGAGCUCUCUUCUGGUUUCAUUCUUUCUAAAAUGUUUUUGAACUAUGGAGAUACUAAGGAGUGACAUUCUGAGUAUGAAACAAAUAACUUAUGGUACAAGCUUUGAUUUCUUUAAGAUGCCACUGUUACAAUGUGUUUCAGACUCUUGAUAAGGCACAGUUUCGUAUUUGAGUACUAACUGUUGAGUUUGAGCAGUUGUUUCUAAUUGUAAUUCUCUAGGAUGUCAGAGAUAGGUAUUUCUAAUUGGCUUGCUGUCUCAAAUCCUCUUUAGUUGUAGUAUCCAUGCCGUGGUAUCUGCUCUGUGGCUCAGAGAGCCUAUGACUCGGAACAGGAGCCACUGGCUGCUCCAGCCGGUGCUCUUAGUUAGGGUGCUUUCCAUAGAGGGCAGUCAGUGAGUGGCCAGGGUCAACAGGAAAGAGCCAGGAGGCAUGACUGAGAGUUUCGAGGAGACUUGAGAAGUUAAGAGGGUGCUAUGUGACAUUCCACCUGUCAGAGUGAGUUGCAGAGUGGAGAAGCAGAAAUUCAUGAGUGGCAGGUUAUACUUGAGGAGGAAACAAAAACUGCCGAAGAGAAGAGUCUUGAAGAUACACUGGUGGGGGGAUUUGAGCUGGUGGAGGGGCAUACUGAGCUAAUAUGCCAGUUAUUUAUGAGUGUCAAAAUGUGUUUUUAAUAGGGGAAAGGAGAAGUACUAAUUUUAGCAAACUCAUCUACAGAUUCAUGCUUCCAAAUUAUCGAUAAAGCUGCAUAAAUUUACAAGCCCACAUAGCUAUACCUACCAAAAAACAGAAAAAG
Messenger RNA from Tupaia belangeri chinensis (Chinese tree shrew), 2836 nucleotides. RefSeq names its product zinc finger and BTB domain containing 43 (gene ZBTB43). Gene Ontology annotation, biological process: regulation of transcription by RNA polymerase II. The record is from RefSeq and is a predicted model, not a curated record. Gene Ontology annotation, molecular function: protein binding; RNA polymerase II cis-regulatory region sequence-specific DNA binding; DNA-binding transcription factor activity, RNA polymerase II-specific. The transcript is spliced from 2 exons. NCBI's taxonomy places the organism in Eukaryota, Metazoa, Chordata, Mammalia, Scandentia, Tupaiidae. Bases 135 to 1538 code for a protein of 467 amino acids.